AUGUACAUUCCCAACACGCCCUGGACAUGGGCCUUUGCCCUGACGGCCCUCGUCCAGGCCAUUGCUGCCCUGGCCCUGGAGUCAUAUGUUUUUGGCAAAUUCCAGGCUGACCUGCACUUCGCCGGGGACGGUGUCAACGCAGAGACCCGCACCAUCCCCACGUAUCUCGCCGUCUUCAUGUUCGGUUUCAUCUACGAGUGCUUCCUCGUGUGGGACGCCUUGCGCCUGAAGAACACGAUCCAGAUCAUCGGCCUCGUCAUCUACAACGCCGGCAUUCUCAUCUACGCCGCCAUCCAGUUCGACCAGAUCCGCGACGCCGCCGACACCCUCAACAAAGACCAACACAUUACGGCCGACUUUUUUGUGUCUGUCCAACCCAUGCUCAUCGCCCUCCCCUGUCUGAUGGCAGUCGCUACCAUAGCCUUCGCCUUUGAAGCCUGGAAGCUGUACGACGAAUUCGCCUGGUCAAUCUACAAGCACAUCAGCGCCGAUGUGCGGAUGAAGAGGCGCUAUCUGACAUACCAGAUCUACAUCGCCCUCCUCAAAUUCGACUUCUUCUUCUUCCUCGCCUUCACCGUGCAAUUCCUCGUGCUCGUCGACAACACGCGCCGCAUCGAGCAAGGCCUCACCGCCGCCGCCCUAGUCAUAACCUUCUUCCUCCUCUUCACAGCCGCGUGGUGGGUGCGCCGCGAAUCCUUCGGCGGCAUGAUCACCAUCAUCGUCGUCUACUUCAUCGCCAUGGCCUACUUCCUCUUCAAGCUCAUCCGCAUGUACGUCACCGAAGCAGCCCGCCAGGAAGACUACAAGCCCGCGCGCAAAUCCCUGACCAGCUUCGCCGUCCUCACCAUCAUGCUGCUCGUCUGCACUAUCAUCGUCGCGUGCAUGUGCAUCCGCAACUUCAACAAGGGCCUCAAGCCUCAUGUUAACAACAAGGCCGCCAAGGAGGACAAGGCGUACAACACGGAGAUGCCGUCGCUCAGCGGUCCGGCACCAGGGCAGCGCAUGGAAAUUGAUUAG
Molecule: messenger RNA, 1017 nt
Organism: Dothidotthia symphoricarpi CBS 119687
Lineage: Eukaryota; Fungi; Ascomycota; Dothideomycetes; Pleosporales; Dothidotthiaceae
Exons: 3
Coding region: 1-1017 (338 amino acids)
Cellular component (GO): Golgi apparatus
Source: RefSeq, a predicted model, not a curated record